This is a messenger RNA of Suillus subalutaceus, 981 nucleotides long. RefSeq lists its product as uncharacterized. The transcript has a single exon. The coding region runs from base 345 to 815 and encodes 156 amino acids. The record is from RefSeq and is a predicted model, not a curated record. NCBI's taxonomy places the organism in Eukaryota, Fungi, Basidiomycota, Agaricomycetes, Boletales, Suillaceae.
CUUGUACUGCAGCUUACUGCUGGGAGUCCACGGGUUUGUAUGAACCCCCGUCAUUUCAAGUUGGUGGUCUGUCCACAGUACUAGGUCAUCAUGAACUUAUUUCUGACUUCUACACUGAGUUAGAUCAUAUGAGUAAGAAUAUGCACGGGGUGCGGCUGACCACUGCUCGACGAAUAGAAAUGUCAGCCUCACAAGCCUAAGCUGAUACCGACGCUUGUCAGCCUCCCGGCUGGAGACAUAAAAUUCGGACAGCCCAAACCUUUCUACCCGCCCCAAUCUUGUCUUUGACGGUAACCUACGAGCUCCACUAUUAUAAUCUAUCUCACCUUCGUUUUCAUCAAACCAUGCGUGCAUUCAUUCUUGUCACCACCCUCGCCACGGCCACCAUCCACAUCGUCCAUGCUAUGCCUAGCUCCAACCUCGCGGUACGCAGUGCUUUCCCAGAUGCCGCAGGCAUCCCGCACGUAUCACAUCCUUCCCACCAACACAACAGCCUUUACCAAGGAAAGAAGGUUGGCGAGGGUGAACAACGGAUGGUUCUAAAUCAUGCUGCGCCAGGGUCCGUUCAUCUAGCUGAGCCGCGUGAGGAGAAAAAGGCGCCGAUCGUUAGAAGGGAGAAGAAGACCGGAAGAGGAGAGCUUAGGGAGCGGAUGAUCAAGAACGCAGACUACGGUUCCGGAAGUGCUCCUGCAGGGGAGGCUGUUGCACACUCUCAAGCUGAACCUGAUCCCAGCCCGACAAGCACGCCCGCAGCCGCUCCUGGUCCCGCGAGAAUCUCUGAUGACGCGGGACCCCCUCAAGCUGCCCACGCCUGACACGUUUCGAAGGAUGCUUCAGUGAGAGGUCGGAAGCACAGGAGGGAAAUUCGAUGAAUCUGGUGAAAUGUAUCAUUGGGCUGUAUCAUCGAAUGUCAUUGCAUCGUAUAGCCGGACCACUAUUGAAUAUUGAAUGACCAAAUUGUCUGCCAUCCGCCACGAGCAU